Molecule: messenger RNA, 1347 nt
Organism: Ceraceosorus bombacis
Lineage: Eukaryota; Fungi; Basidiomycota; Exobasidiomycetes; Ceraceosorales; Ceraceosoraceae
Source: the annotation of a GenBank genome assembly
AUGCAGCUCUCUCGCGCUUUCAUUGCUUUGUCCAUCGGCCUUUGCGCCGCUACUAUGGUGGCAGCACAGACCGUGCAGCCCGACUCGCUCACGGACCCCAAGCUUCCAAGUAGUUCUGGCGAUGACAAGAAGUUGGACCUUCCCAACGAUGACAAGUCCACCAAGAAGAGCAAGAAGACCAAGUCGACCGACACUACUUCCCUGUCUGACGACAAGACUACCGACACUGGCACGCCGGAGAUAUCUCCUUCUCCCGACUUUACCAAUACUGGAACAUCGGAUGAAAGGAGCUCGGGAAAGCACAAGAGCAAGAAGGGCAAGGACGACAACUCGAAAGUCGAAGUGACCAAGCCAGGGAAGGGCAUCGGCGCUGGCGCCGACCCAAGCACUGCACCGGGCGAGGAUUCCGGCAAGCUAAAGGUGGCCCCGAUCAACAGCAUCAUGGACGGCUACGUCGGUGAGCAAGCUUCGAUGUACGGUGAUUGCCGACCACGGCCUUUUCACUCACGCUCAUUUUCGCCUGGCCACGCUACGCUAUUGCAGAUGUUACCGUUCCAGGAGAUGAUGCGUCAAACGGCAAGUUUGCUGCAGACUGGGCUAUAGGAUGCAACGAGAUCACUGGCAAGUACAGAACGCAGAACAACUACAAGGAGCUGGACAGCAAGACCAACAAGAAGGCUGCCGUGCUGUGCAUUGCUCGUACCGGUCCGACCAAGGGCGAAGAGGAGUGAGUCGGCGCCGCCAUUGCUGGUCGCGUGUAGUUCUGCCAGAACGACAGAUCGAGCUGAUCGUUCCGCCGCCUUGUUUGUGCGAUUCUUCGACUUUGCUCUCGACAGGAUCUUCUGGGACUACACCAAGCUCCUGGUUCAAAAGCUGAACCUCUCCAACGGUACCGAUACCACUGCCACGCUGGAUACUGGCGCAGCAAUUGACAAGGGCACCAAGUCGGGCGCGACCAAUCCGUCGAUCAACUACGGUUCCAAGGAUUCCAAGGACGGCCCUACGGAUCAACCCAUCGAUCUCUUGGCCUCCACGCCCGACUCGACGACGGAUGCUGGUGGGCCCGACGACACGACUACAUCUACGACGGACGAUCUGCCCACCUCCAAGUCUUCGGACACCAAAGACGACACCAAAACGUCGAGCAGCAAGCCGGACGGGAAGAAAAAAGAAAAGAAGGAAAAGAAAAAGCAGGACAAGAGCGCGCAAGGCUCGUUGACCUCGACUGAUGUCAAGCCUACCGAUACCGAGACCGGUGCCGGCACUGCUGGAAGCGAGACUACCACCUCGCCGCAGAAGCGCUCCGGCUUUGUCAGACGCUCGCUGGCCAAGAAGCUGCGUCAUUGA